Messenger RNA from Pipra filicauda (Wire-tailed manakin), 9337 nucleotides. RefSeq names its product ring finger protein 38 (gene RNF38). The transcript has 11 exons. Lineage: Eukaryota; Metazoa; Chordata; Aves; Passeriformes; Pipridae. The coding region runs from base 4681 to 5979 and encodes 432 amino acids. The record is from RefSeq and is a predicted model, not a curated record.
CCAUCCUGGGUUAUCAUGACAGUGAGAUGAAGUGUGCUUGGGACUUCAAACUGCUGGUUUACCACAACAGCUUCUUCUCAUUCCCUACACCAACCCCUUUCAAUUUUUGUUAAAUAUUCUUGUUUAGGGCAAGGGGUGAGGGGCUCUUGGUUUUUUCCAUAUUGUCCAUAGUUUUUACUGUUUAGAGGUAGUCUUCAUCUCAUCUUCCUGGAUUAUAGUAUCUAACACUGUCUGUACAAUUUUCCUGUGUAUUCUUAGUGGAAGAGUUGUGUGAUUUCUGUAAAGGUGUAUGGAAGGAGAAAGCAUCAGCUUGUGUAAUAGUGUCUGGUCAAGGAACUUUUCAGUGUAAUAAGAAAAGGAGGAAUAAAUAGGAACAUUCUGAGGCACAAAUCUGUUGAACAAAAAAGUAAGGAAGGCAGAUAAAAGGACCAAACCUGAGCAGUCACUGCUUGAAGAGAGGGUAUGUGGAAUGUGGGAAUGUUUAUUUCAGUGAGAUGAUUUGAUCGAAGACUUGUCAAAUGGCAUUCUAAAGGAAAGGGGGAAGCCAUAAAUAAAAUGUAGAUAGACACAGACCUGCCGAACAAACUUAAUGGAGACAAAGACAAGAAACAAAAACCUGGUCAGUCACUCGAAGCUGAGGGUCUGGGGUGUUGGAGCAGGUCAGUGGGACUGUGCCAGCCAAGGAGAUGAUGUGCCUGGUCUUUACACUUGUCUAGCUGAGCUCUGCACAUGAUCGCAGCAGGCUCUCCUAUUUUAUUAGAUCUUUUCUAAACUACCUCUCUGUGUACUAUCACUCUCUAUCCCAUGUAUGUGAGUGCUGGAGGGCUAAGUGAGACCAGCUUGAGUAGAAACUAGGCCAGCAACUGGAGCCUCACUGGAGGUGUAGCCACCGCCAGGUUUCUGGUCCCCACAGUGUAGGUGAGUGCUGCUCUUGGUGUCGGGAGCUGGAGGGGCUGUAGCUAUCUGAAUUAUUUUGUUGGUUUCCUACAGGCUUUGUAUCUAUAGUGUCAGCUGCUGUGGGACUGGUGUGAGCUUGGAAACUCUACCUUGUAAUGCCACAGCUAAGUUAAACUUCUGCCUCUGGUGGUUUCUGGAGGAGAGAUGGAAGAAGACAGUAAUGCUUGCAAGACACUCUGGGCCGCAAUGACUCAUUCCAGUCACAUAGGUGACUUCCCUUGUCUUGGUUGUGGGGCACAGCUCUUUCAGAGCUACUAGGCCUAAGCCAUAAAAUAUACUUAAAAUUAGGUUAGUCCUGACCUAUGAAUAAGCUGCUACAUUUUGACAUAACUGUCUAUUCAGCCCAGGAAUUUACUGUUACUGUAGAUAUGAUCAGACUAAUAGAAAUAUUGGGAUGUAAAUCAAAUCACAGUUGGUGGAGUAUAUAUCCUACCAUGCAAAAUAUUCAGUUUACUAGCCCAUUAGAUGCCUAUAAGCAUGAAAAUGCUUAUAAAUGUUGAAGUUUACCAAUUUGCAUCAUGGGAAAAAUAAUUUCUUUUUCAGUAUGCAGUCAUGAAGGGGAAGCAUGUAGGUGCAGAUUUCUGGUCAGCCUGGCAGGGUCAUUUAGGGAGUAUACCUGUCAUACUGUCCCUGCGUAAAGCCCUCUGUGGGAAAAGGCUAUGCUUGAAAAUACUCCUGAAGUAUUAGUUUACUCUAAAAGUACUGGUCUUUUGGGGGCUACUGCAUAGAUGUAGUUUAUUCCCUGAAUUUGAAAUGGAGGAUAUGGAGUAGUUUCUUGUGCUUCCCAGGACUGUUAAGUGAGAAUAUGAAGGGAGUUGGAGAGGAAAGUGAUUUUCAUAUAUCGGCAGCAAUUGCUUUGAUAAUAAUUCCCUCUGUGAUGGUUGAUAACAUGUGUGUGGGUGCAGUAUUUAUGGUUUGACUGGAAAAGCAAAGGACAAUAAAAAGAAACGUCUCAAAGGAUGUUGUCUUGGUGAAAAUAUCCAUUUUUUCCCAAAUGAAGUGGAACAGCAUUUAGAUAAAACAUACAAAAAAAUCUCUGCAAGAAACAGAUAAGAAGUAUAACAAACAGUUUUACUAGUAACGAUCUGAUGACUUUGUCCUGAUCUUGUUUCUUUUAAAUAUGAAGAGAUCUGUGUUCCUGUUCAUCAUACUCUUUUUGCUGAAUGUAUAUUUAAAGAAAGUAGUGCUUUUAGCUUGUUAGUUGAGAGGUAGAGACAGUGUUCUUGAUAGCUCUCAGCCACUCUGUUCUCGUCGCCUUUUGGACAUGAGAAAAAUACAUAACAUAAUGGCUGUAAAAAAUAGCAGGUAGUCCCAGGGAAUAUUUUGAAUAUUACAACUAGAGUGAUUUGGGGAUUUGGAGAGCUACUGAACUUUAUAUCCAGUGAUAGCGUAGACUGAAAAAACAUACUGUCAAUAUCUAGUUAUUCCACAAGCUUGUUAAAAACAACAUGAAAAUAAAUAUUAAAUUAUACAAGAUACGUAUCUGUCAUUAACUCUUUGUACUUUCCUGCGUACUAGUAUUAUCUUUCUACAAUCAUCAGAUGGGAAUUGGUUUCUUAAUAAAAACUAAGACAAAACACCCUGUCUUCAUUGAGUUUGUGUUGGGAUUUUUUUAUGAAAGUUUGUAAAGAAGUUUGGUUUAGCUUUAGGUUACUUCUUUUAAAGUACAGAAAUAAACCCACAAUUACAUUUUAAAUCUCUCUGUACAUGUAGUUCCAAGAAUGAUUUUAGCUUUAUUUUCUUUCUAAUGAGAAACAGUUUUGGCUAAAAGUACUGUUGCUUACUGCAGAGGGCAAUUAGCACUUGUGGAGUUUGAAAUACCUGUGUUAAGUAAUUUAGAGUGAUGAUGAAGACUAACUGCUUAGCAGUUUGCAUCUCCACUGUCUUUGAACUGGUGCACUUCACGAACAAAAGAAAAACAAUAAUUAAAGAACUGUUUUUCCAUACUGCUUUCUACAGCGCAGGGUAUAUUAAUGUUAAUGAUCUGGAAAGGUGCCAGAUUUAAAUUAGGGCAUUAGCAGUGAGAGAUUCCCAGCCAAAGGCAUGUACAGGAUGUAUCAGGACAGCAGUGUUUAUUUUAUUAUUUUAGGGUUCUGUUUUCUGCCAGCUUCACUAAAUCCAGUUUUUUCUUUCCUCCAUUUGACAUUUUCUUUUGCACUCUCAAAAUCCCAGCAUACAUAAUUUAGUAGCCUGUGUUUCUCUUUGAGUAGGCUUAGUCAUUAUGGUGUAAAAAACUGGGCCACAGGUCAUCCAUCUCUGACUCUUGUAGCAUAGUUCCUUUAAGAUUUGUCCUUUGACAGUGUUCUCUGAAAUCUAACAAAACAGGUAUUUUCACAGAAGCUUUGCUGUCAAGGCACUUAUGGAAUAUCUCUUCCAAUUUUUUGGUGUUGAGCUUCUGAGGGCGAGCAGCCUUCUGGAAGAGUCAACAUUUACCUGGACAUCUACUUUCAUGAACCUUCAGCUGCAUACCUGUCUUUCGACCUAUUUUUCUCUGAAAAAUUAAAGCGCCGUUGGUUAAAGAGUUCAGAAGAGAUUGAGCAACAGGUGGAUGCAGGCAUCAUCAGGCUGGCUGCCCAAGGAAGCCGAUGGCUUUAGAUAAGAUAGAGUAGGGGGAAACCGCAGUUCAUGUUAAGGUAUUUGAAAGCAAGAACCUGAAAAGCUCUAAAAUUUUGUAAAAAUGGCCACAAGUCAAAAGAGAGGAAAAAAUACCUUUUUUCUCUUAAACACCUGGACAAAACUUUUGGUUGUUAAAGACUCUGUGCUCUCAGAAAGAACAGUGGAGUAAAACUAUAUGUCAGUGGAAACCUACCAAGAAGCAACUUAAUAGUGUUCAGAAAGUAACAGGUCCCUGUGAAGCUAAGAGCCAGAAGAUGUCCAUAGUCCAGUCUAUAACUAAACCUGAAAUAAGACCUCUAGCAACCUGUGGAUUACGAGACUGUGGGAGGGCCACAGAGCCGUUGCAGACAAGUUGUUUUCUCUGCUCCAACUAUCUCCAAUUACAUGCAAUUUUAAUUUAAAAAGUGCUGUGGUGGGCUGAGAUGGAAGUGGUGGGGUGAGUGGACGAGCUGGAGAGCAGCAAAACAGUACAGUUUGCACCAGGAGUUCUGUCAGAGAAGUCCAUGUGGUGUUUGGACUAAAUGGUGGUUUCAGUGUGGUAGUUCAUGUGGUUUUAGUUUUUGUGUGCUCAGUUGGUGAGCUCUGAAGUAUGACAUGUAUUUUUCUCUGUUGUCAAUUGUCAUGCUUGUUAACAGCAUGAUGUGUUACAAUUUUGACAGAAUAGUUUGCUACUGGCGUUGAUGGAAAUUUCCGAGAAGUAUGACAGCUCUAUUAAAUGGUUCAGUAGCAUGGACACACAGAGAAGAGGAGAGGUAGUUGUGUUCAUAUCUAACUGGGAGAACAUCAUCUGGAGGUGAAGGACCUUCAUAUCACUAGGGCUGAAAAUGUUGAACACUGUGUAGUCCCUGUGGAAUUGUAGCGAAGUACACAGACUUAACCAGAGAUUGAUGAUUCAUUUUUUUCAGGUUAUAUGUAUAAACGAACAUUAUUACGUGAGUAACUAGAAGGAUGAAGCAUCUCCGUGUUGAGCUAGCAGAAUCAAAAUAGCCUGCAGCACAGAGCAAGUGUCUGAUUAGCUGUAGCGAAGACAGUCCUAGUCCCAAGCGACAACGCCUUUCCCAUUCAGUCUUUGACUAUACAGCAGCAUCACCAGCCCCAUCACCACCAAUGCGACCAUGGGAGAUGACAUCAAAUAGGCAGCCUCCUUUGGCCCGACCCAACCAACACCACUUCUCAGGGGAACGAUGCAACACACCUGCACGAAACAGGAGGAGUCCUCCUGUUCGACGUCAGAGAACAAGGAGAGAUCGUUUGUCUAGACACAAUUCUGUUAGCCAGGAUGAAAACUAUCACCAUCUCUCCUAUGGACAGCAGCAAGCAAUAGAAGAACCCCGAGCCUUUCGCCCACCGAAUGUAUCUCCUCGUAUGUUGCACCCAGCUGCUCACCCACCACAGCAGAAUGCAGUGAUGGUUGACAUUCAUGAUCAGAUCCAUCAGGGCACAGUUCCUGUUUCAUACACAGUGACAACUGUGGCUCCACAUGGGAUACCACUUUGCACAGGCCAGCACAUUCCAGCCUGCAGCGCUCAGCAGGUCCCAGGGUGCUCAGUGGUUUUCAGUGGCCAGCACCUUCCAGUUUGCAGUGUGCCUCCCCCAAUGCUUCAGGCGUGCUCAGUCCAGCACCUACCUGUACCAUAUGCAGCAUUUCCACCCCUCAUUUCUAGUGACCCAUUCCUUUUGCAUCCUCCUCAUAUAUCUACACACCACCCUCCUCACUUGCCUCCUCCAGGACAAUUCGUUCCUUUCCAAGCACAGCAGUCACGGUCGCCACUUCAAAGAAUAGAAAAUGACGUAGAAUUGCUUGGAGAACACCUUCCUGUAGGAGGUUUUACAUACCCUCCCUCAGCCCAUCCACCAACGUUGCCUCCCUCAGCUCCUCUUCAAUUCUUAACGCACGAUCCAUUACACCAGGAGGUGUCAUUUGGUGUACCUUACCCACCUUUUAUGCCUCGAAGACUCACAGGGCGCAGCAGAUACCGAUCACAGCAGCCAAUACCACCACACCCUUACCAUCCCAGCCUAUUACCUUAUGUGCUAUCAAUGCUCCCAGUGCCACCUGCAGUUGGACCAGCUUUCAGCUUUGAGUUGGAUGUGGAAGAUGGAGAGGUAGAAAACUAUGAGGCACUGCUGAAUUUGGCAGAACGUCUGGGAGAAGCCAAACCACGGGGAUUGACAAAAGCAGACAUUGAACAGCUUCCAUCCUACAGAUUCAAUCCAAACAAUCACCAAUCAGAGCAGACACUAUGUGUGGUGUGCAUGUGUGAUUUUGAGUCAAGGCAGCUACUUAGAGUCUUACCCUGUAACCAUGAGUUCCAUGCCAAGUGUGUUGAUAAAUGGCUGAAGGCGAAUCGUACCUGCCCAAUUUGUAGAGCUGAUGCUUCGGAAGUGCAUCGUGAUUCAGAAUGACCAACCUAGGAGCACAAAUCUGGUUUGGGUGUUUCUGGUCACAUGUAUAUAUGAACUCUCUAUGGAACUUACCCAUGUGGCUUCCAGCCUACCCUUUACACAAAAGGGUCAAUGGACCUUACUUUGCACUGUGUGACUUAAUCAAUUAUAAAGCUUAUAACUAGUCUUCACAGUUACGGGAUUGUUAUACUAACAGUGUGAUUGGAACUCCAAAGAUUUUUUUUUUUUUUAGCUUAAUUUUGUGUGUGCACUAACAUUCCCUGGGUUCUGUGUGAUCAUUCCGAGUAUUGCUGCGAGAUUACUGUGGAUGUGAUCUUUUAGCAUGUGCUUUUAUAGGAAAGAAAAAGGAGAAAAAAAAAAAGUGGUAGCUCCAAACAAUAUAGCAAUCUACCUUAUAUAGAGCCUUCAGAUACUGUGAGUGGGAGUGAAUGGUGUGAGUGUGUGUUUGCCUGUGAGAGGAUGUGUGAAGUGUGCCUGUGACUGAGUGUGCCUGUGUGCUUGAGAACCUAUAUACCAGCAUGUACUGAGAACGUAUGUGUGUAGUAAUAAUUAUGCUGCAAUGUAUAAUCUUGUGUGUUAUUUAAACAGUACUAGUACUGUACACUGGUUCCUUUCCUUGUUUGCAGUUGCACACUGAAUGCGAUGGGUGCAGCAAUUACAGACAUUUAGUAUUUCCUCCCCAAUGUACUUACAGGUGUAAAGACCUUUCUACCUACUAUUCAAACAGCUGUUAUGCUUCCCCUUCAUUGGAGGCUUUAAGUGUGUACCACUAAAGAAUGCAUUGAUUGUUCAUACAUGAGUAACCUUGGGGUUUUUAUCAUAUGUUACAAAGUCUGGAUUUUUAAAUGGCUGAUUUACAAGUUAUUUUAUCAAUGUAGAGUUGCAAUAUUGCAUUUAGCAAUAUUAACAUUUUCAAUUGCUAAUAUGAAUAUCAAUGUUCUUCUGUUUUCCCUUUAAAUUUUUCUAGCUGGGUUUGCCAGUUAUGUGUUUCUUCCAUGAAAGGAAUCAGAAAGGACACUGAGGCUCUUGUGGAACAGCUCUUAACUUUUGGCCAUUGUACUUGCUAAGGUCAUCAACUUUUAGCUUAUAUACACACAUUCUUUGUCACCUACAAGGGAGUUUGUAUGUAACUAAAAUAACUUGUAAAAGGUUACAAUUUUAUUCCUGCAACUUCAUGAAUAAAAUACAAUUUUUAGCAUUUUCUCAGAGAAGUAAAAUUUUAUAUUUUUUUCAUUGUAUCAAAAGAGAAGGUAGGUUUUGGUCAUUAACUGCAGAAUUCAGUUGCCCUGAUGCUGCUUCUUGCCCUUCCUUAUUUAAUGGCGAGUGUAAAUGGAAGAAGGAAUUCCCUCCAUUUUUGCAAUCAAGUUUCCAGAGCACUCCGCUAUAGGAAAAAAUGGAACACCUUCCAAAACAGUGCUGUGAAAUAGAAGGGGAUAAUCUCUGUUCAAGUGCUCGGAAUAAUAUUAGCUUUCUAUGUAAUGUUCACACUGUUAACAUCUCUGAUAUGCUUUAGCAAAAUAUUUAGGCCUGCAUACACCACAGUUAUUAAAAGGAUGCACUUUUUGCAAUUAAAUUCUUUUCCUAAGUUCGGUGUCAUUACUUUGGUUGCAGCAGCACAAGUGGCACAAUUACCAGUAUUGCUACAACUUGCUGCCAGUCUCAGCUUUAAGUUAUUCUUUAUCAUGUCUUAUGCUUUUGUAUGCUGCUAUGCUUAAGUAUCAGUUAUAAUUUCUAACAGUGUUAGAUGUUCUCCAUGCUGGUUUUCCUCUUUGAAGAUUCUGCAGACCAGUCACAGCUCUUGGUGCAGCUAAAUAAAAGCACAAUUUUGCCCUAUUUCAGAUGCUUUUCCCUCUGUUUAGUUAUGCAGGUAGUUCUCAAAAACAGUCAAGCUUUCUAUACCUAUCCAUACUUAGGAACACUAAAUAAAUAAAAAUGCUGUUACAUCAACUUCAAAAUAAUAGAAUUUCUCCUCUCUUCUGUGGAGUUAAAGAAUAGGCUUUUCACAAUAGCACCUAGCAGGUUAAAUUACAUGUAAUGAAGUUUAUUUUUUUAACAAAAAAAAUCAUGUUGUUUAGAAAGCAUAUGCCACGCAUGUCUUACAAAACUUAGGCUCUUUUAUAUAACUGCAAAAGAAAAAAUUCUGUGUGUACAGAUUUAAACAUGACUAACACUACUGUGCUUAAUAUUCAGUUCGAAGCAUGGAAAGAGGGUACUUUUUCUAAACUUGAUUCAAGUAAACAAGACACAUUCUUCUGAAGCCAAGGGGAAGUAGUUCUCUUUCUGGAACCGAAGAAAUGUCCCUUCCCCCCCCCACUAAAAUUCUCUGAGGUGGUGGGAGAUCUAGGAGAUGGAGGGACUAAGUUGGUAAAAUGCUGAAAUUAAUUGUUGCACUGUUAUGGCUCAUCUCUUCUGGAAUGGUUCUUUGGUUUGCAUGGGACUCUUGCAGAUGAAUGUGGACUUGCUUCCCGUGGUUAGUGUACAAACAGCACACAUGCUUACGUUCUGAAUCAGCUCAGACAAGCCACAACCACAUCCUCGCUGUGGUGGCUGUCAAGGGAGGGGAUUCAUGUUCAGCUGUGAACUGCCAUAUGUUAUGCACAGCCUGCCAUGGUGCCUGACAGCACCUGAAUUCAGCAACACUUUUUUGUGUUCAUUGCCUUUCUGCUAUCCACUGACUCUUUCUUCUCCAAAAAAAAACAAACAAAAAAUACAACCCAACCUCUAAUAUGUUUGCUUUAUCAUAUUGGCACUGCUGUGUUUUUUUGCAUAAACUGUCAAUUUAAUUUGACAUUUUAGUGGAUAUCAAGGCCUACAGAUAAUUCCAGUGUCUCAUUUUGUGGCUUUCUUUACAAAAAGAAGUAAGGCCAUGUGUUGUAUGUCAUUUUGUACAGGCUCUUGAAUGUGAGUUCACAGUCCUUAAUAUAUUGCAUAAUACUUGGGAUGAGAUUUACCAACUGUUUUAAUUGUAGAAAACAUUUUUGACUGAGUUAUCUUUGGGCCUUUGUAAAAGCUGUGGUUUUUUCCUUUGGUACAUUGUUACCUCAUUUUGUUACUUGUGUUUCAGAUUUGCUAAUUAUUAUGAAAGCUUAUGGGUUUUGUUGGAAUCAUAUUUUGUUAAGUGUUUUCUUUAAGUCAUAUGCUAUUGUAUCAUUUAACAUGUAGUUUUAAAUGUAUUAUAAAUAUCUGUAACCAAAUCAUUUGAAGGCUUGAUAAAUUUUUAACAAAAUUUGUACAUUUUUUAUGAGAGUUACUAGUAAUGCUUUACUAGGUAGUGCAAUGAAUUUUUAUUUUUAAUCCCUGUGCCCAAUUUUGGAGUUGAGAGAGUUGUUCAGUAAUAAAUGUAUGAUGUACACUUACA